This is a messenger RNA of Fusarium keratoplasticum, 2034 nucleotides long. RefSeq names its product ERCC4 domain-containing protein. Gene Ontology annotation, biological process: replication fork processing; mitotic intra-S DNA damage checkpoint signaling; double-strand break repair. NCBI's taxonomy places the organism in Eukaryota, Fungi, Ascomycota, Sordariomycetes, Hypocreales, Nectriaceae. The record is from RefSeq and is a predicted model, not a curated record. Bases 1 to 2034 code for a protein of 677 amino acids. The transcript has a single exon. Gene Ontology annotation, molecular function: nuclease activity; DNA binding. Gene Ontology annotation, cellular component: Holliday junction resolvase complex; nucleus.
AUGGCGCCCGAGGUGAUUGAUCUCAUCUCAUCCAGCCCGUCAAACCCUCCACCUUCUUUGCCUCGACCUGCUGCUGCUACUGUUCGCCAUGACGAACUGCGGACUGCGCAGCAAGUAAAAAAUGUCCCAAAUGGGAGAAAUACCCAUGCUUCGAUCCUCCAAGAAGAACCUCUUUUCUUUUCCGAUGAUUUCGAUACCACUAUCGAUAUAGACGAGCCCAUACUCACGGAGACGAAUGGGAGUAAAAAGCGACAUCUUUCUCCUGCGCAACCUUGCCGUCCUUUGAAGCGCACCUCUCCAGGGCCAGAGCCACAAGCCAUUCUCCCCCCUGUACGAAAGAUUGGAGGAGGUCGAACCUAUACGAUCCCCGAUCCUAUCGAAGUCACGAGUUCACCAGAACAUCACCAAUCACCCAUACGAAGACCCCCAGUCCCUGGCCCGACUAAGCCAGCGAGAAACACAGUCGAGCCCGAUGACGAUGACGACCCUUUCGCCAGUUCUCCCCGACCUAUUCAUCUCGCGCCGCCCAAGCCAGCUACAAGACCUUUCGAAUCCUCAGAUCCGUUUGCAAGCUCUUCACAGCCGUUACCGAAUACCUCGAAAGCCGUCGAUCCCAUAGCACCAUCACCUAUUCGUACCACUGCGCCGGUCUCGAAGUCAUUACAUAGGCGAACAGCUACAUGGGACCCGAUUUCUAGCUCAGCACCAGAAGUUUGCUCCUUUGACUCUUCUCCGCCUAGCAACCAAGGUCAUGUCGUUAUUGACAUCGACGACUCGGAUGCCAACGACAACUCAGAAGAUGAUUUGCCAGACAUUUCCAACUUCGACAUAGCGAAGAUUCGGCGUCGAUCGCAGCUUCAGCGCUCCCAAAGCGACGUUAUACCGUCCAAAUCCAGAUCUCGGUCAAAACCCACAACCACAACCACGAGCAAAAAGUCAGCAGCAGAUAGGGCUCGCGAGAAGGAAGCGAGAGCAGCAGCAAAAGAGGUCGACAAGGAAACGAAGCGUCGUGAGAAACAGGAAGCCAAGGAGGCAAAGGCCCGUGAGAAGGAGCGAAAUGCCGCCUUGGCCGAGGUCAAUAAGCUCCGGACGGACAAGAAGGUCUCGACUCCAGAGAUGAUGGUCGAUAUCCCUUCAAGCCUGAACCCGACGAUUAUAACCCAACUCACUGCUAUGCUGGAGCCGCUUGAUGUGCAGUUCACAACUUGGGAAAGUCCUGUUGACAAUGUGAUCAAGUGGCGCAGAAAAGUCAAGAGUCGUUUCAAUGACGAUCUUGGUCUUUGGGAGCCUAUCCCACUACGCCUGCAAGACGAAAAGCAUGCCCUUGUUGUCAUGACGGCUGAUGAGUUCGUCAAACUUGCCUUGGACGAUGAGCUAUCUUCUCAUGUCGAAAAGAUGGAAAGGCAUUUUUCUACCCACCAUAUUCUCUAUCUCCUCGAGGGUCUAAUCCCGUGGAUGCGCAAGAAUCGCAACCUUCGCAACCGGCAGUUUACUUCUCGCGUACGGGCUCAAGAAGCCUCGACAUCUACCUCCAGUCGCCGUAACAAGCCUGCCGAGAGUUACAUACCUGAGGAGACCAUCGAGGACGCUCUCUUGCAGCUGCAGGUCAUGCACGACGUCCUGAUUCACCACACCACGAUUCCCCUCGAGACGGCAGAGUGGAUCGUCAAUUUUACCCAGCACGUUUCGACGAUUCCGUACAGAAAGCAGCGGGACCAGGCCACUCUUGUAGCUGGGUUCUGCAUGGAGAGUGGACAGGUCAAGACGGGUGAGGAUACAAAAGACACCUACGUCAAGAUGCUCCAAGAGAUCGUGAGGGUCACGGCACCAAUUGCCUAUGGAGUUGCACAGGAGUUUACCAGCGUCAGCGAGCUGGUUCGAGGACUGGAGGCUGGCGGUCCGACACGCCUAGAGGGCGUGAGAAAGAGCGCAAACAAAGAUGGCACUUUUUCAGAUCGCACAAUCGGCCAAGCAGUCAGUCGACGCAUGUACAAAGUAUUCACGGGACAAGACGAGACAAGCACAGAUGUAUAA